Paramormyrops kingsleyae is the source of this 2367-nucleotide messenger RNA. It is a transcript of the gene plekhf1, whose product is annotated as pleckstrin homology domain containing, family F (with FYVE domain) member 1. Gene Ontology annotation, molecular function: phosphatidylinositol binding; metal ion binding. NCBI's taxonomy places the organism in Eukaryota, Metazoa, Chordata, Actinopteri, Osteoglossiformes, Mormyridae. The record is from RefSeq and is a predicted model, not a curated record. Gene Ontology annotation, cellular component: early endosome. Gene Ontology annotation, biological process: endosome organization; endosome to lysosome transport.
GCGCUUUUGUGUGUGCAUGUGUUUGUGUGCAUGCCCGUGUGCGCGCAUACUGUAUGUGUGUGCAUGCUAUACUAAGUGCCAGGAUUUGGAUUUGGAAAACCCCAAAGUAUUGCCAUGUUUAAUGUAAAUUAAAUUUAUCUUACCUUAGAUGACUAACACUACAAUACCAGCUUGCAAAGGCAUAUUAAGGGGAAGGAAACUUUUAAUGAUUCAGAGGCCCCAGACAUGGAGAGGGGCCCUAUAACAUGCCGGCAGCCUGCUCUGGGGGUUUGGGUCGAGACCCUUCUCUCCCACACGCAUGUUUAUGUUUCUGCGCAUCUGUACAAAAAAAAGCACCCAUGACAUGGUGUCCCUAAGUCCAUAAUCAGCUUUAAACAGACCAGAAAUAUACUUCAUACGGGAAAACCAGACAAAACAAGCCCAGCCUGUCUUAUUGACAGUGCUGUGGAACUCCCCUGCUUAGCAGGAAGUGAACCAUAAAAGGGCACACCCCCCCCCCCCGCUUGCAUCAGUGCCGUGUACUUCAAAGCCCAUGCACUGAAUGCUGAUCCUCAGAAAGGUUGUCAUUCUCACCGAGGACAGACUACCGCUCUUUAUACGAGAGGCAUCUCCUUGCCCGCUCCAGAGUACCCGCUGAGAGAAACAAGAGAAAGAGCUUUCACACAGCGUCACAGAGUAUCAAGGGUGUGAGCCGUGCUCACCAUGGUGGACCAACUGGCUUAUUCGGAAGAGAACGCCGAGCGCAUUGCCGCGGUGGACAACCUCUUCAGCACCACGGGGCAGGUCCUGGCAAGGCCGGGGCGGGUGCUGGUGGGUGAGGGCCGGCUGCUGAAGCUGUGCAGGCGGCGGCCGCAGGCCAAGAUGUUCUUCCUGUUCAACGACAUCUUGGUGUAUGGCAGCAUCGUGGUGGAGGGUCGCUGGUGUGAGCGGCAGAAGGUGGUGCCCCUGGAGAAUGUGGUGCUGGAAGACAUGGAGGACGGGCCGGAGCUGAAGAACCGCUGGCUGAUACGCACGCCGCGCAAGUCCUUCUGCGUGUCGGCGGCGUCGGCCGAGGAGAAGGUCGCCUGGAUUGAGCACAUCGAGGAUUGCCGACAGCGGAGGAUGGAACGCACCGGCGAGGUCCCAACGGCUCCGCUCGCUGCCGCCUGGAUCCCAGACAAGGCGUCGGCCAUCUGCAUGCGCUGCUGCAGCAAGUUCAGCAUGAGGCACCGGCGCCACCACUGCCGUCAGUGCGGCUUCGUGGUCUGCGCCACCUGCUCGCGCAGCCGCUACGUGCUGCGACACAUCUCCCAGAAGCCCGUGCGCGUCUGCCAACUGUGCCACCAGAUGUUGCAGGACAACGCACAGAACCGCGGCCGCGGCGGCAGCGACGGCAAGGAGUGGUCGGACGACGAUGAGCUAGAUCGGCCGCUGCACGAGGGCCCUGAUGGUACCGCGUGCUGGAAUGCACACGGACCUCCAUCCAGUAUAUUCCUCGGGGUUCCUCUGUCACCACCAAAGACCAAAAGCCGCUGAAAGAUGGUACUAAAUGGACAACUAGCACAAACGCGGACAUAAUGUAUUACCUCAAGAUAAUGAAGGAUAUUCACCAUUAAUGGGAAUAAGAUAAGACGUACUUCAUCAGCCAUUUAUCUAAGCUACAUAGGGAUACUUCACUUUUCAGCCAUCUCAUCUUGAUCUCCAUCAGAGAGCUCAAGGUUGACCACCAUCCAGCGCCACCAGAGGAUUUGGGUUUGAGGGCUUUUGUCAAGGACCUGACAAUGACAUGAUGACUCUGCUGGCCAGAGGAUUCAAACCUACAACCUUCCAGACCGAAUCCUUCCCGUCAUGAAAAUAUGAAUAAAAAUGUUAAUACACUACCAACCAAAACUGCCUUGAUCACUUCAUAUAAUAUUUUAAUUGCUGCUCCUGUGAAAAUUAACUUUAAAUUUGUAAUAUAGUUUUUUAUGUUGUUUUUUUUAAAAAAAAAAAAAAACGAGGACAUUUUUGAUUGUGAUUAAUAAUUUUUGUAGUCUCUUGUGAUCUGUAUUGUUUAAUUUUUGGUGUUGAAUAACUGCUGAGAGUAAAACGUAUGCUGCCAGUAUACAGCCACAAAGCACAACACUACAAUAAUGUUACUCGUGGUGUCCUUUUCUUUAGGGACAGACAUUACCGAAUCGAGUAAACUGUCAGUGAAGGAGUUAAUGCAGAAUGCAGAAUUCCACAUAGUUACCAUUCCCUUACCAUGUUUUCACUCAGCCUGUGUCUUGGUGUUCUGCGUGUCAUUCUGAUCUAUUUUUAAAAUGUUUACAUUAUUUUAUUUGUCUCAGAUUUUGUUAAAGAAGGAAUUUGCACUUUAUGUCAUUAAAGAUUGCAGAUGAAAAUGUG